This is a messenger RNA of Aureobasidium vineae, 1293 nucleotides long. NCBI's taxonomy places the organism in Eukaryota, Fungi, Ascomycota, Dothideomycetes, Dothideales, Saccotheciaceae. The record is from the annotation of a GenBank genome assembly.
AUGUCGCUCGACAAGCACACGAAACUCUACCUGGGUCUGGCAUUCGCCACCGGCAUCCUCAUAACACUAGGAUACAAGGACUUCUACCCGGACCUCGAACGCCGCUACCACGAUCGCCUACGGAAGAAUCGCACACGCCGCCGCUCCAGUACUCAAGUCUCGCUGGAAGUCAAUGAACUUCAAGAUGACUCGCCAGCCGCUCCUCAGCCCGCGACUGCUAUCCGGGAAGGUAUCGAAGGCGCAAUUGGCAACACUCCCUUGAUCCGCAUCAAGUCUCUGUCCGAUGCCACAGGUUGUGACAUUCUGGCCAAAGCAGAGUUUCUCAAUGCCGCCGGCAACUCGCCCAAGGAUCGCGUCGCUCUGUCCAUGAUCCAGAUGGCCGAAGCUGAAGGCUUCUUGACUCCCAACUCCGGCGACAAGGUCUACGAGGGCACUGUUGGCAGCACUGGCAUCUCACUCGCUGCUAUCUGCCGUGCAAGAGGUUAUACUGCACACAUCUGCAUGCCUGACGACGUAGCCAUCGAGAAGUCCGACCUGCUGCUCCGACUCGGUGCUGUCGUGGAACGAGUUCGUCCCGCCUCGAUUGUCGACAAGGGCCAAUUCGUCAACAUGGCUCGCGCUCGUGCUCAACAACACACUUCUGAUCCCAAUCAGAAAGGCCGUGGCUUCUUUGCCGAUCAAUUUGAGAACCCUGCAAACUACUUGGCUCAUCUGCACGGAACAGGUCGUGAGAUCUUCGAACAGACUGGUGGCCAUCUGGAUGCUUUUGUCGCUGGUGCAGGCACCGGAGGCACCAUCUCUGGCUGCGCUCUUUACCUCAAGCCCCGCCUACCGAAGAUGAAGGUCGUUUUGGCAGAUCCCCAAGGCAGUGGUCUCUACAACAGAGUCAAGCACGGCGUCAUGUUCUCACCUACAGAAAGAGAGGGCACUCGUCGCCGUCACCAAGUCGACAGCAUUGUAGAAGGCAUCGGUGUCAAUCGUGUCACUCACAACUUCGAGGCCGGCAGAGAGCUCGUCGACGACGCUAUCAGAGUUACCGAUGAUCAGGCUAUGAUGAUGGCUCGCUGGUUGGUCGAGCGUGACGGCCUGUUUGUGGGAAGUUCUUCGGCUGUCAAUUGUGUUGCUGCCGUCAAAACUGCCUUGGAGCUGGGUGCUGGGCAUCGCGUCGUCACUAUCCUGUGCGACUCUGGUACGAGACAUUUGUCCAAGUUCUGGGCCAAGGCUGGCACCGUCGGUGGGGACGACGAGGUGACCAUGGACAGCAUUCUGAAUCCUCCAACAUCGAUCUCAUGA